UAACGGGACGGCGGUUGUCCGACGGGCGACGGCCACCGAUCCCGGAGGGCUGCGUCUCGGCGGGAUCCCCUCGACGGUUUCUUGCCGCUCAAAUCCGGUGGCCUUAUCUCCAUGGAGAAGCUGACGUGGUUUCUUUGGUUGAAGCUACCUCAUGGGACCAAGGGCACCGCGCCUGCCGCCCGCGCUGUGUUCGACCUUAUGGCGCUGAAGCACAGGCACCGCUGAGGCUACCUUCGAUCACCAUUACGGGGUUCGAGGCCGCACAGACGAGUUUCGUGCAUGGCUAGAUGCUGAGUUCAGGGUCAACGAGUUGCUGUCACCUGCGAUGGAUGGAUGAAAGAGGGAGAUUGGCAGCUGCUCCUGCUCAGGAAACACACGGAUGCUGACUGACGAACCAACGCAUGGUGAAGUUGUACAUUUCAGACGUGCAAAGCUGCAGACGGAUCAACUUAUCCAGCUUCUUCAGAGUCUUCUGCCUCUGUUAUCAGUUUGCAAAAAAUUGCAGUUGGAUCGAGUACCAACCUAGCCAUCAGCCUUAGUGAACUUUGUUACUUCCUCGACACUCGCAGCCCCUGACAUUGUGGUUAUAGGGAUUCCACUGCACAUUGUGGUCUCGUCAUUUCGUCAAGCAGCUGUGCCUCUGCACCAUGAAGGUGAAGGGUGAUAAUCUUCUCGUAAUAGCAUGGAGUCAACGACCGAUCAUGCGAGCAAAAGCGCUUUUGCCGACAGAUUAUCUGAAAGGAGAUGUGCUUUCGGAUCUCCUAACUGAAAAGGGCGUCCAGUCCCAGCUGAUUGGGCGCCUCGUCUGCGAUGAUAAGUGCUGCUGUCGACGUACUGCAUGGGGGGAAGGUGUGGCUGAUUUGCUCAAGCACAUGGUUAGCCAUGCAAAUUUACAUCUUGCGUGCCAUUGCAGCUAGGAUCCAGAAAAAUUCUUGUGUUUCAAGCGGCCUGAAGUCUGAAAUGAGAUGCAAAUGCCCAUUUGUUGUGCUCCAGGAUUCAGAGUCUAAACCAAAAAGGUUGGGCGUGGUUGUGAAUCAUUAGGACUGCGAUGCCGCUUUCGGAUAACAUGACAACUGUAUGUCUCUAUCUGAUUGGACUUGCUCUCCCCAUGGAAUCCCUGCGACGUGCAGUUGAACCGAAGCAAACAAAGUAGAGUGUGAGCUGGUGCGACCCAUGCAUGCUGCUGCCGCUGCUGCAUUGCUGCCUGUCAUAGCAUGGGGAUGGACACAACUGUUGUGGUGGUUACUCUUGGGCUCCUACCAGCUACCACACCACAGCAAUGGGGGUUUAUACACAUCUUCCCAACUCCGGGGUAGCAGCUAUCCUGUAAGUUCAGCUCCCCCUUUGUAGUUUACACAGUUGCAUCAUAUCAUCGUAGCAAUGGCCAUUCCGCUUGCGCUUCUUCUAUCUCUGCUCUUCGGCAUCGUGCUUGCACCGGAAUGUGUAGCCACACCGGACAUGGCUCCUGCCACUCUGCUGCAGGUGAAGUCCGAUCUCAUUGAUCCUCAAGGCAUCCUCUCCGGCUGGUCGCCGGAGGCUGAUGUCUGCUCCUGGCACGGUGUUUCAUGCCUGCCGGGAGAGGGCAUUGUGACAGGCCUCAACUUGUCGGGAUACGGCCUAUCGGGCACGAUAUCGCCGGCGAUAUCUGGCCUGAUGUCCGUAGAAGUCAUUGACUUCUCCUCCAACUCCCUCACCGGGCCGAUCCCACCAGAGCUCGGCAUGCUGCAGAACCUGAAGACGCUGCUCCUCUACUCCAACUCCCUCGUCGGCACCAUCCCUCCGGAGCUGGGCCUCCUUGGGAACCUAAAAGUUCUCAGGCUUGGCGACAACAUGCUGCACGGUGAGAUACCGCUGCAGCUCGGCAACUGCACGGAGCUCGAGACCAUGGCGCUGGCCUAUUGCCAGCUGAGUGGUACCAUUCCUCACCAGAUUGGCAACCUGAAGAAUUUGCAGCAGCUGGUCUUGGACAACAACACUCUCACUGGAAGCAUCCCGGAGCAGCUUGUUGGUUGCGCAAAUCUGCGUAGUCUGUCAGUGUCUGAUAAUAGGCUGGGUGGCACCAUUCCCUCGUUCAUUGGCAGCCUGAGUGUUCUCCAGUCUCUCAACCUUGCAAACAAUCAGUUUUCCGGUGCGAUUCCGGCGGAUAUUGGGAAGCUUUCCAGCCUGACAUACCUCAACCUGCUCGGCAACAGACUGACAGGUGCCAUCCCGGAAGAGCUGAACCAGCUGAGCCAGCUGCAGGUUCUUGACCUGUCCAAGAACAACAUCUCUGGAGUGAUCAGCAUCUCCACAUCACAGCUGAAGAACCUGAAGUACCUUGUGCUGUCUGACAAUCUUCUUGAUGGCACCAUACCUGGAGACCUCUGCCCCGGGAACUCAAGCUUGGAGAACCUGUUCCUUGCCGGGAACAACCUAGAAGGAGGCAUCGAGGGGCUGCUCAACUGCAUUUCUCUGCGAUCAAUUGACGCGUCGAACAACAGCUUCACUGGGAAGAUUCCGUCGGAGAUCGACCGGUUGGCGAACCUUGUCGACCUAGUGCUGCACAACAACAGCCUUACCGGCGUUCUGCCACCUGAGAUAGUUAACUUGAGCAACCUGGAGAUGCUGUCCCUGUACCACAAUGGCCUCACCGGUGUGCUCCCCCCGGAGAUCGGCCGGCUGCAGAGGCUGAAGGCCUUGUUCCUGUACGAGAAUCAGAUGUCCGGGACCAUACCUGAUGAGAUUACCGACUGCACGAGCUUGGAGGAGGUGGACUUCUUCGGCAACCAUUUCCAUGGGACUAUCCCUGAGAAGAUUGGGAACCUCAAGAGCCUAACGGUGCUUCAGCUCCGGCAGAAUGAUUUGUCCGGCUCGAUUCCAGCGAGCCUCGGGGAAUGCAGGAGGCUGCAGGCAUUGGCAUUGGCGGACAACCGGCUCUCCGGCGCACUGCCGGACACGUUCAGGCUUCUCACCGAGCUCAGCAUCAUCACCCUGUACAACAACUCCCUCGAGGGCCCCCUGCCAGAAGCACUGUUCGAGCUGAAGAAUCUGACGGUGAUCAACAUCUCGCACAACAGGUUCAGCGGCAGCGUCGUCCCUCUCCUUGGCUCGAGCUCCCUCUCCGUGCUGGUGCUGACCGACAACAACUUCUCCGGUGUCAUCCCGACAGCGGUAACACGGUCGAGGAACAUGGUCCGCCUCCAGCUGGCUGGCAACUGUCUGACCGGUGCAAUCCCGGCCGAGUUGGGCAGCCUGACGCAGCUCAAGAUGCUUGACCUCUCAUCCAACAACCUCUCCGGCGAUAUCCCGGCGCAGCUCUCCAACUGCUUGCAGCUCACCCAUCUGAACCUUGAGCGUAAUAGUCUGACAGGCGCCGUGCCUUCCUGGCUCGGCGGCCUGCGGUUCCUCGGCGAGCUCGACCUCUCGUCGAAUGCAUUAACCGGCGUCAUACCGGUGGAGCUCGGUAACUGCUCGAGCCUUCUCAAGCUGUCUCUCAGCGGCAACCGUCUCUCGGGCAGCAUUCCGCAGGAGAUCGGAAGGCUCACGUCUCUGAACGUUCUGAACCUGCAGAAGAACAGUCUCACCGGCAUCAUACCGCCCACACUCCGGCGGUGCAACAAGCUCUACGAGCUACGCCUGUCGGAGAACUCGCUGGAGGGGCCGAUCCCCAUGGAGCUCGGUCAGCUGUCGGAGCUGCAGGUGAUGCUGGACCUAAGCCGGAACAGGCUGUCCGGACAGAUUCCGACGUCCCUCGGCAACCUCGUGAAGCUGGAGCGGCUGAACCUGUCCUCCAACCAGCUCCAUGGGCAGAUACCAACCUCACUGCUGCAGCUCACCAGCCUGAACCGCCUCAACCUGUCGGACAAUCUCCUCUCGGGCGCGAUACCUGCCAUGCUAUCAAGCUUCCCGGCCGCGUCCUACGCUGGCAACGGCGAGCUCUGUGGCGUGCCGCUGCCGACGUGCGGGGCCAACGGGAGGCGCCUCGCGAGCGCCACGGUGUCCGGCAUCGUGGCGGCCAUCGCCAUCGUCUCGGCCACCGUGUGCAUGGCUCUGCUGUACAUAAUGCUCAGGAUGUGGAGCAACUGGAGGGAGGUGUCGGUGUCGAGCUCGGACGGCGAGGAGCCGGAGGCGCACGACAAAGGGGGCAAGUGCUGCGCCGGGGACGGGAAGUACUGGAAGGUCGGCUCGGGCCUGGUCGUCGCGCCGUCGACGGAGGACAAGUACAGCUCGGCGUCGGAGAGCACCGUUCUCCAUGGGAAGCUCACGGAGGCGAGCGCCAUCAACUCCAAGGGCUAGUAGCGCGGCUUGCAUGCUGUGGUUGUGAAUCUCAAAAUGUUUGUGUAUUAUCAGUGGCUGUUUCUUGUAUCAAAGUUAUCGGUCGCCACCGUUAAGCAUUUUGUUCUCAUUUCUCUAAUAUAUUAUGUUCAUGUUUUAAAUUUUGUUCGUGUGUUCUUCAUCUGAAGCUAAAGCUUUUUUCAAUUAUCAGAGGACUUCAUUGUAAA
This is a messenger RNA of Aegilops tauschii subsp. strangulata, 4481 nucleotides long. RefSeq lists its product as uncharacterized. Gene Ontology annotation, molecular function: protein binding. The record is from RefSeq and is a predicted model, not a curated record. NCBI's taxonomy places the organism in Eukaryota, Viridiplantae, Streptophyta, Magnoliopsida, Poales, Poaceae.